This is a messenger RNA of Fukomys damarensis (Damara mole-rat), 815 nucleotides long. RefSeq lists its product as uncharacterized. The transcript is spliced from 5 exons. The record is from RefSeq and is a predicted model, not a curated record. Bases 1 to 729 code for a protein of 242 amino acids. Gene Ontology annotation, biological process: regulation of transcription by RNA polymerase II. NCBI's taxonomy places the organism in Eukaryota, Metazoa, Chordata, Mammalia, Rodentia, Bathyergidae.
AUGGCUGGUGGACAGGAAAACCGCUCUCACUUUCCUUUGGUGCCUCAGCGGGAUGGGAGUGGGAGGCGGAAAAGGCAGCCAGCGCUGACUGGUGCAGUCACCCAGGAAGUGUUGGCGCUGAAGCUGCCCCCGGAGCCCUGGCUGUGCUGCUUUACAGGCCCUGAGCCACUGCUCAGCCAUGACCUCGGUGCACGGAAUCCUCAGCUUUCAACGCUCCUCAGGAUGGCUGAGCCUGGGGUCUCUGUCAAGUCCCUGGUGUCAGCUUCUGAGACCCGAGUAGUGAGAACAGCUCUGGGGCCGCCCCGAAAAAGGGGCUGUGUCUCCUCUCCUUGCUCGCCACGGGGAGCAUCCCCUAUCCGAGGGGCACCAGGGCCGCCACACCACCGGGGCCUUGGGGGGCCUGGGCAGCGGCCCUCGGCCUGCAGAGGGGUGGACAAAACCCUGCUGCCCCUGAUUCUCUACUGUCACAGUGGCUCCAGCAUGCUGACCGGCAUUGACAACAAGAUCGAACAAGCCAUGGAUCUGGUGAAAUCCCACCUCAUGUUUGCGGUCCGGGAGGAGGUGGAGGUGCUGAAGGAGCAGAUCCGGGACUUGGCGGAGCGCAACGCGGCGCUAGAGCAAGAGAACCGCCUGCUGCGCACCCUGGCCAGCCCGGAACAGCUGGCCCAGCUGCCCUCCUCGGGGCUCCCCCGCCUCGGGCCCCCUGCACCCAACGGCCCCUCCAUCUGAGCCUCCUGUGCCUCACAAUGUGCCUUUGGGGCUGCCAUGGCCGCAGGGCCUUGUGCCAGCUGCCUGCCCCCUCUUCCUAUGCAGCU